This is a messenger RNA of Cladocopium goreaui, 1752 nucleotides long. Lineage: Eukaryota; Dinophyceae; Suessiales; Symbiodiniaceae. The record is from the annotation of a GenBank genome assembly.
AUGGCUCGCACCCUGGAAUGCUUCAACAAGAUAGAGUUUGAUGAGCGUUUGGGGUACAAACUCCCACGCAAAGGAUGCUUACCUGGAGCAAUUCUCAAACAUUGUUUUUCAACAAGUGAUGGUGUGAUAGCAAAGCAUGAACCGCUCAUCUACAAAUUUGGAUUUACACAUUGCCCCCACACCCGGUUUUACAACCAAAAAUUUGGGUAUGCUCAUGACUUGAAAGCUGGAUGGGAACACAUGCUUGUGCUCUAUGUGGCUUCGGAAACUGUGUCAACAUCUUUCGUGGAAGCUGCAUUGAUUCAACGGUACAAAGGAGAAACUGGAUGUCGCAAUAUCAAAGAUGGAGGAGAUAACGUCCCGUUUUCCAUUGAUGGACCGUUGCUGGCUAAGAUCGCUGAUGAAAAGAACAAAGUCAGGGACCUGUGCGCAGAAUUGCUGACCUUGGAGAACCAGCAGAAGCAUUUGGUCAAGGAGGCCAAGAAGACCAAGCCAGUGAAACCACCCAAAAAGACCCGUGAUGGUCGUCCUAAGGGUGCUAAGGCACCCAAGGGAGACAAGAAGCCAAAGGCUACACCAGCUCCAUCUGCUGAGGCCUCGGAAGUGCCGCACAAGGAGCAUUGCACCGAGAUCAUCAAAUUUGCAAAAGAUUCCUGUGCUGAUGACCGUGAUGAUGGCUAUGUUGCUCCCCGGUGCCCUUUGCUAUCAACCCUGAGCGGGGUCAACCUUAGGAAACAGGCCUCGCAAUGCAUUCCCCUUUAUUUGCAUGGCGACGAGGGCACCACGUACAAAAGGAACAUUUACCAGGAUGCUCACCAUCAUCACCCCAAAGGUAACUUCGGCAAACCUGGUACGAUCCUACAGGCGAGCUCCAAAGCAUCCAACGGAUGCGACAGGGGCUGGGAUAUGAGGGAUGCAGAAGCUGCUAUGUCAAAAUCGCAUGUGGAACCUCUACCUCUACCCUGGGAGCGGGAGGCUGCAUUUACACGGUUGCUGUUGAAGGAUUCAGCGCCAAAUGGGGCUGCAAGGUUCCAUAAGCCUGACCUUUGGCACACCUUUCACCUUGGUGUCGGAAAGAGUUGGGUUGCUUCUUCAUUGCUGUUGCUUUCAAUUGUCUUUGCCGGAAACAGUAUCGAUGCUCGCUUUGACAAGAUGAACCUGGAAUUUCUGUCAUGGGCCCGGGCUGAAAAGGAGUACAAGUUCAUUUCCAAAGUGGACAAGUUUCUCUGUGGUGGGGGUGGAUCUAAUGAAGCCAUUGAAUCGUGGAGCAAAGCUGCAGUUACCACGCUGCUGUGCUUGUUCCUUGAACACCUGUGCAAGAUGCACCCUGUUUUGGUACAUGCUGAUGAGUGCUUGCGGCUCAUUGAAGUGGGCACGAUCAACGUGAACCAUGCCUUGCGUCUUCUCUAUGCCUCUGAUUGUUGGUUGGAGCGGGGCACAGCACUUGAACUAGCUGAUGGUUUGCUACAAUUUAUCAGGGCAUAUUGCAAACUGGCACACAUACAUGUUCAAAAGUGCCAAGCUCGAUUUGCAAUGCUUCCAAAAUUACAUUCUUUACAUGAAAUCCAAUUUGAGCUACGCCGACAGGCGGCACUGUCCAGGUGGGUCCUUAACCCGGCUGUUGAAACAUGCAGCACGGAUGAAGAUUUUGUUGGGAGGUGUGCGUUGCUUACACGCAGUGUAAGUGCACGCACAUGUGCUUUGAGAUCCAUACAAAGGUACUUGGCACAAAUUAACAUUUCUUGGGGAUGA